AUGCCACACGUCACGAAAACCCCCGAUUCUGUGCAGGCCUACGUCAACUGUCACCUGCCACCAGCCAAGGGUGAAAAGUAUCCAGUCCAAUACAUAGCUACAGUAGGCUUCCAGAGAGCGAGGUAUGACAAGCAACUCGUCAACGUGACCGACAGUCGUACGUGUGAAGAUGACUUCAAGCUUGACACCCACGGCUUUCAGUGGGUUGAGAGCACGAUCCAAGAGAAGCAGUGGGACGGCGACUAUCGAUUUGGACUGCCCCCUCAACUGCAGAAAGAUGUCCAAGAUCUUCUGAAGCGACACACGGGAGCGACAUACGUCCAUCCCUUCGCUCCUCAUGUGAUUCGCCGUGACAGUCACCAGAAGAUUGUCAACAUUGAGGAUGAUGUCCCGGACGAUGCAAUGCUGAACAUGCAACCGCCUGCAAUGUUUGUCCACGUCGACCAAUCCUAUGACGGGGCUCAAAUCAUUCUCGAUAGACUUCCUGAAGCAGAGAUGCUUCGCGCCAAGACAGGCAACCGUUGGGGCAUUAUCAAUGUGUGGCAGCCUCUCAAGCCCGUGAACCGCGAGCCUCUCGCCGUCUGCGAUGCCCGCAGUGUUGACGAGUCUGAUCUUGUUCCCGUCACUACCCGCAUUGUAAUUGGAAAACCCCCCAAUACCAUGAACAAGGACAAUGAGCAGUGGCAUAUGAAGGCAAGUCCGAAACAUAAAUGGUACUAUGCUAGCAAUAUGACAACGGACGAGGCGCUUUUGAUCAAGUGUUUCGACUCAAAGUUGGACGGGAGGGCGAGGCGCACGCCGCACACCGCGAUUCAAACUCCGAACGACUUCGGUCCACCUCGUGAGAGCAUUGAGAUCCGGUGUCUCGUUUUCUGGGAGGACCAGGAAAAGGAAUAG
Molecule: messenger RNA, 897 nt
Organism: Colletotrichum chrysophilum
Lineage: Eukaryota; Fungi; Ascomycota; Sordariomycetes; Glomerellales; Glomerellaceae
Exons: 3
Coding region: 1-897 (298 amino acids)
Molecular function (GO): oxidoreductase activity
Source: RefSeq, a predicted model, not a curated record